Messenger RNA from Vicia villosa (hairy vetch), 1059 nucleotides. RefSeq lists its product as uncharacterized. The record is from RefSeq and is a predicted model, not a curated record. The transcript has 4 exons. NCBI's taxonomy places the organism in Eukaryota, Viridiplantae, Streptophyta, Magnoliopsida, Fabales, Fabaceae. The coding region runs from base 1 to 1059 and encodes 352 amino acids.
AUGGUAGUUAACGAAGUGGUCGAUUAUGCGAAUAAGGAGGGUAGGAGUUAUUUUCUUUUCAAGGUGGAUUUCGAAAAAGCUUACAAUAAAGUGAAUUGGAAUUUCCUUAGUUCAAUGUUGAAGAAAAUGGAAUUCGGGGCUUUAUGGAUGAAAUGGAUAGAUUUAUUGAUUUUUCAAAGUAAGAUAUCGAUUCUUGUGAAUGAGAGUCCGACUAAGGAGCUCAAAGUUGAGAGAGUGGCGGAAGGGCUUACAGGCUUGGUGACUAAGGCUAUUUAUAUUGGAGAAUUCGAAGGUUUCCUUUUUAAUGGUAAGUGCAAAGUAGACAUUCUUCAAUUCACGGAUGAUACUUUGUUGAUAGGGGAGGGAAUUCGGAAACAAGUUUGGGCUAUCAAGACGGUCUUGAAAGCUUUUGAAAUGGUCUCGGGUUUUGGUAUCAAUUAUCACAAAAGUAAACUUAUUGGCAUCAAUGUGAGUAGUAAUCUUUUGGAAGCCGCUUCAUCUCUUUUAUCUUGUACAGUGGAAGGAAAGGUCCUUAACGGAGAAGUUCUUAACAUCGUUCCAUCUUUCUCUUCUUCUUGGUGGAAGGACAUUCUUUCUCUAGGGAAAAAUUCACAUCAUGACGUUAUGAUUAAUAGCUGCACUUUCAAUAUUGAUAGAGGUUUUACAACUUCUUUUUGGCACUCUGUGUGUAUUUCGGAUUUGCCUUUAAAAGAUUGUUUCCCUUCUCUCUAUUAUGUUUCGAAAUUGGAGCGCAUUUUGGUGGCCGGAAUGGGGGUUGGAGGGAGGAUGUUUGGUGUUGGGGGUACUUUGGGUUGUUCUGGAAUCGGUAGGUCACUCUUUUUUAAGUGCUCUAUUGUCAAGUUGAUUUGGAAGGAAAUAGCGGAGUGGAUUGGUAUGUCGGAUGUAAAGGUUGAGGACCCUAAAGGGAGUUUCAUGUAUUGGUAUAAUUCUUGCAAGCACAUGAAAAUGAAGGAGGGUAAACUUAGUUGCAUUUGGUUAGCUUCAACUUGGAACAUAUGGCUUCUUAGGAAUGACAUCCUUUUUCGGAAAGAUCCUUGA